CUUUACUACUGUCUGCGAUGAGACUCUAUGCCGCUCGCCCACUGGAAUAUCACCCCCCGUGUGACAAGUGAUAAGUGACGGAUUUUACGCGCACGCCACGCCGCUCGGUUUUCCAAAAUAAAGGAAGGACAACGCGGCAGCGGCAAAUGCCUACCAUGAUUGUGGGAUUAAUACAGCUUUUGUGCGUGGUUACGGCGGUUUUCGGGAUGGAAGAAACUCUGAUGGACACUCGGACCGCCACAGCAGAGCUUGGGUGGACGGCGUAUCCUUCCUCAGGGUGGGAGGAAGUCAGCGGCUAUGACGAGAACCUCAACACCAUCCGAACAUACCAGGUGUGCAAUGUCUUUGAAUCCAACCAGAACAACUGGCUGCUCACCACCUUCAUUGCUCGGCGUGGAGCUCAACGCAUCUACGUGGAGAUGCGAUUCACCGUCCGAGACUGCAGCAGCAUCCCGCGGGUUCCUGGAUCCUGCAAGGAGACAUUCAACCUCUACUACUAUGAGACAGACUCCGUGAUCGCCACCAAGGGUACAGCGUUCUGGAUGGAAGCUCCGUACCUCAAGGUGGACACAAUCGCGGCGGACGAGAGCUUCUCCCAGGUGGAUUUUGGUGGCAGGUUGAUGAAAGUGAACACAGAGGUGCGGAGUUUCGGUCCGCUGUCCAAAAGUGGCUUUUAUUUGGCAUUUCAGGACUAUGGCGCGUGCAUGUCCCUGCUGUCUGUACGUGUGUUCUAUAAAAAGUGUCCCAGCGUGGUGCAAAACUUUGCAAUCUUUCCUGAGACCAUGACCGGGGCAGAGAGCACCUCGCUUGUGAUUGCUCGAGGGAUGUGCAUCCCAAACUCGGAGGAAGUGGACGUCCCGAUAAAGUUGUAUUGUAAUGGUGACGGGGACUGGAUGGUUCCGAUUGGGAGCUGCACCUGCAAGUCUGGAUUCGAGCCGGACAAUGGGAACAUCUGUCGGGCGUGUCCUCCAGGGACGUUUAAGUCCAGUCAAGGGACAGGUAUGUGUCUCCAGUGUCCACCAAACAGCAGGUCCACAUCAGAAGCAGCCACCAUCUGCGUCUGCAGGAACGGCUACUACAGAGCAGACGGAGAGCAGCCGGACAUGCCCUGCACCAGUGUUCCCUCUGGGCCAAGGAACAUCAUAUCCAUCGUCAACGAGACCUCCGUCACUUUGGAGUGGCACUCUCCGCGUGAGACAGGCGGACGUGAGGACGUCGUUUACAAUAUUGUUUGUAAGAAAUGCCAGGCAGACCGGCGAUCGUGCUCUCACUGCGACGAUAAUGUGGAAUUUUUCCCCCACCAAUUGAGUCUGACCGAAACCAGAGUCUUCAUCAGUAACCUACUGGCUCACACACUCUACACAUUUGAGAUCCAGGCGGUCAAUGGCGUCACCAACAAAAGCCCGUAUCCUGCUCAGCAUGUCUCCAUAGACAUCACAACCAACCAGGCUGCUCCGUCCAUUGUUCCGAUAAUGCAUCAGGUCAGUUCUACGAUGAAAAGCAUCACCUUGUCAUGGCCACAGCCUGAACAGCCCAAUGGAAUCAUUCUGGAUUAUGAGCUACGCUACUAUGAGAAGGAUCUGUCUGAGGUGAACUCUACACAGGUGAAGAGUCAGACAAACACAGCGCGUGUGGAUGGAUUACGGCCAGGCACCAUGUAUGUGAUGCAGGUUCGCGCCAGGACAGUCGCUGGUUUCGGCAAAUACAGCAGCAAAAUGUGCUUCCAAACCCUCACAGAUGACGACUAUAAAUCAGAGCUGAGGGAACAGUUGCCAUUGAUUGCGGGCUCAGCUGCGGCUGGAGUGGUCUUCAUUGUGUCUCUCGUGGCCAUAUCUAUAGUCUGUAGCAGAAAACGAGUGUACAAUAAGGAGGCGGUGUACAGCGACAAACUCCAGCACUACAGUACCGGCAGAGAACUCUCAUUGAGGCCUGAUUUGUCAAACUGCCACACGCCAAUGGGCUGCCCGACCCUACCUGGUUCUCCAGGGAUGAAGAUCUACAUUGACCCCUUCACCUAUGAGGACCCCAAUGAAGCUGUGAGAGAGUUUGCCAAGGAGAUCGAUGUCUCGACUGUCAAGAUUGAAGAAGUUAUUGGGGCAGGUGAGUUUGGGGAAGUGUAUAAAGGUCGACUCAAACUGCCUGGAAAACGAGAGAUCUAUGUUGCCAUCAAAACACUGAAGGCGGGCUAUUCUGAGAAGCAGAGACGGGACUUCCUGUCAGAGGCAUCAAUCAUGGGGCAAUUCGACCACCCCAACAUCAUUCGUCUGGAGGGCGUGGUCACCAAGAGCCGGCCAGUCAUGAUCGUCACAGAGUUCAUGGAAAAUGGAGCUCUUGACUCCUUCCUCAGGCAAAAUGACGGGCAGUUUACAGUGAUCCAGUUGGUAGGGAUGAUGAGGGGUAUUGCAGCAGGGAUGAAGUAUCUGUCAGAGAUGAAUUAUGUCCACCGAGACCUCGCCGCCCGCAACAUCCUGGUCAACAGCAACCUCGUGUGUAAGGUGUCGGAUUUUGGCCUGUCCCGUUAUCUGCAGGAAGACACCUCUGACCCCACCUACACCAGCUCACUGGGUGGAAAGAUUCCAGUGAGAUGGACCUCGCCAGAAGCGAUUGCAUACAGGAAGUUCACUUCUGCUAGUGAUGUCUGGAGUUACGGUAUCGUCAUGUGGGAGGUGAUGUCCUUUGGCGAGAGACCCUACUGGGACAUGAGCAACCAAGAUGUGAUCAACGCUAUCGAGCAAGAUUACAGGCUUCCGCCACCGAUGGACUGCCCCACUGCUCUGCACCAGCUGAUGCUCGACUGCUGGCAGAAAGAUCGCAAUGCUCGGCCACGAUUUACGGACAUCGUCAACACACUCGACAAACUCAUCCGCAACCCCACAAGCCUAAAAGCAGUCGCCAGUAUACCCACUAUUCCGUCCCAGCCAUUGUUGGACAGAUCCAUCCCUGACUUUACCACCUUUAGUUCUGUUGAAGACUGGUUGGCCGCCAUUAAGAUGUCUCAGUACAGAGACAACUUCCUUAACUCCGGCUUCACGUCCCUCCAGCUCAUCACCCAGAUGACUUCAGAGGACCUGUUGAGGAUAGGUGUGACUCUGGCUGGCCAUCAGAAGAAAAUCCUCAACACCAUCCAGUCCAUGCAUCUGCAGAUGUCCCAAAACCCCACUGCACUGGCAUGACUACAAGGGGCGCCGGACGACGGGCUGGGCAGCUUGCAGAAGAGGUACCAGCGGGUGAGCCCAGUCCCAUCGGAGCGCGCCAGAAUAGAAACUAUCAUCCUGAUCUGAGAACGUGUUUCAGGAGAGAAAUAAGAAUAACCAUCCCAUAAUCAACAGAGCAGACCGGACCAAAUCUGGUCUGGACUGGACUUGCUGGGACUCACAGGGAGUCUGUUAACCUGUCGGCUGAGAGAAGGAAACAGGAUACCUGCUUCCUUGUCUUUCUUUCUGCCUUUUGGACUACAUUUACAAGGGAAACUGAAGAAGUGGACUCUUUUACUGUCCAUUUCGCAAAAAAAAAAUUUUGUCUCAUCGGACACACAUCCUACGUUUUUGUUUUCUUUGUGAUAUGUAUCAACAUAACGAAGAACUGACUUUUUUUUUUUGUCCAUUUUGCCACAAUUUUGUCUAAUCGGACGCACGUUCUAUGUUUUUGUUAUCUUCACGAUGUUAAUCAACAAACCACAACUAUUCAAAUUUUGUUACGAUGAAAACACGUCUUUGUCUUUCUUUACGUUUUUUCCAAGAUAAAGACACCUAUUCCUUCAAUUGCCAUUGCUUCCCACUUAUACUACCUGUCGAUCUUGUUAUGGCCAACGUUGCCAAAGGACAUCCUGUAUGCCUGUGCGCACACAAACCACCCCCCCCCCAACUCCCCCACCCCACCCUCCAGCCAUACGAGCGUAAAUUAUGUAUAACUUUAAAUAAAUAUGAAUAUAUCUUCAGAGUAAACCUUCAUAUUGAAGGUGAAGUGUAAUAGACUUGUAUGUAAAUGCCCUCUUCUUCCGCUUGCAUUUUUGGCAAUGUUGCAUUUUGAUUGGACCAGAAUCGCCCGCGAGACGCCUCGCGUUUCUGGAGGACAUGAACUCGCUUACGUUACGUAACGCCACGAGAACUAUUUGGGAUGAACUGUUGACUUUGUCGAUGUUGUGUAAAUAUGAGUUAGUAGUGUAUAAAAUAGCGGAAAAAAGAAAUACUUUAGACGAAAAAAUAUUCAGGCCACUAAACGAAUCAGUGUUUAUUGUAGGUGUUCCUAUGCACUUACCUGUACAGCUUUUAUUUCUUGCACCUCUUCUUCUACUUCUUCUUCUAGUUGUUCUAGUUAGUUUUGUGUCAGAGUGUUUGGAUGAGUCAACUAGUGUUGGGAAGGUGCGUUGUCAUCACCUAAACUAGCUGGUACACUUAAAUGUAGUUCCACUGUUAAUUAGCUGUACUAAUGUUGGUCUAACAGGGUCUUUAAAACUGCUAAUCUGUUUUCCAAACACGUGUUUACAUGAUAAGCAAACAAAAGUGUUGCAGUCAGGUAACAAACAAUUUCAAAUCUAGCUACUUACACAUGCGCACACAAAACCGCUGUCCUUCACAAGUAAACCACCACCUUUAUUAGUCACUCGCUCAGCUCCAGAUGUUUCCAGAUGACAUUGUUAAAUGUGUUACAUGUUUUUCAUGUCACCAGCUCAACAGUUAUUUGUGUGUGCCUCUAAAUCAAACAUCUGUGUGACCCUUCUACGAACAGAUGCCCAGUGCCGCCCCAUUGAGCACACUCUACUUAAGCAGUCAAUGAAGCACUGGAUAGCACACACACAAAGACUCCUACACAAACACAAACUGUUGUCGAAUUUGGGCUGUGCCUCAAUUCAUAACCAUAGAGAAGUAGUGUUAGUUGAUACUUCAUUCGCCUUUUAUGCAGUCUGUGUUUGUAUGUGUGUGAUGAAUUAGCUGCAACAUGGGCUCUGUUCCAAAACCUAGUGAGCUGCCUAUGUAGGCAGCAUUUUAAGGCUCCAAAUGCAAAGGACUCCUAUAAAAGAUAGACAGCAUGAUUAUACUACCUUCUUUUGGCCAAAUUUUAAAGCAGCACUGCAUGUAUCUUUAGCGGACAACGUCACCCAUAAUGUAUUGCGACUAGCUCGAAGCAAGAAAAGUGUUGAUUCUACAGUAAAUAUACUUAUAAUUAAUUCCAUAAAUGAUCGUUAAAAUUGUUCAGUCUAAUUAGAAAAUAUUAUUUUACCCAAUAUUUGUGUGUGCUAUGUAUUUUUACACUUUGAAUUAGAAUUAGAAAAUAAUGUUGUUAGCUUAGCAACAUGCUAAUGCCAAGAUCUUGGUUCUACAAACAGUUGUUGAUGUGUUUAUUUAUUUUUUUGCCGACUGUUUUGAUUUCAUUUGAAAAAUUUUAUAUGGUUGGUGUAAAUAUCACCUGACCAGAGCCAUUUAAUUUAACUUUGCCCAUCUGAAUGAUACCUGUGUCAAAGCCACAUAAAAGGAAGCAUACAAAACCUGUUAUAAUACACGUUCACUAUGGUAUUUAGUACAUAUAAUGUUAAAAUGGUCUAUUAUUGAUUUAUUAAUAAGAUUGCUUUAGCUCAUGUAAAUCAUACUCACUGGACAUCUAAACAUAUACAGUACUUGGGAAAACACAGGGCCUCAUUUUUUUUUUAAUAGGAAACUGAUUGAGUCGCAUUAUAAAAUUAAAUAUAUUAAUUUACAAUAUAAAAAACUAAGUAAAAUAAAAAAAGAAAAAUGCAAUUAUUCUUGGUUUAUCAUUUAUCAUUUCUAACAUGCACAAUUGCAUGUUAGUGAAAAAAUAUUGAAUUAAGUAACUUUAUUGUUUGCCCUUUCCUAUUGGGUCUUAUUAAGAACUGUGCAAAAUUUUAUUUUGUAGUUUCCAAACUUUUACAAUUAUGACAAAGAAUAAAGUGCAUACUUUCACUAACUUAACACUAAAAAAAAAAAAAAAAAAAAUAAUAAGGCAUGUCUAUCUGAGAUUAAAUGUGUUGUAAAUUUAGAGAAAUUUUCAUUUCAAGACUUUUUGCAUGACUCACAGAGUUGCUCAACAAGAGCGUUCCAAAUGAAUCACUUAUGAGAUUCCAUUUCUUUAGGAUGCCCUGUUUGAAAGCAGCUCACUAGGACUUGCAGAGCCAUUGUCUUAUGGUUUAUGGUUAUUCAGUAAGAGCAACAUGCACACACACAAACACUCACACAUAAUCAGUCAUGCAGAUAUACCCAAGGUGUUACACCUAAUUGGCUACAAUAAAUUUCACCAUGGCAACUAAAUAGCGCAUUGCCUCUUUGUUAAGGAUAACACAUUUUCACAGCUUCUGCCAAGAGGCUAUUACCUUCGGACAAAGGCACUGUGGUUGUAUUACACUGAAGAAACUGAAUACAUUCCUCAAUACGAUGGUACUGGUGAUAAUUCCAGGUGUGAUCUGCUCUUAUAAAAUCGUUCGCAUGAGAUUGAAAUGUCUGCCCCUUCUGGCCCAGUGUAAGAGCCCAGAGGCAGCUCAGUUAAUGAUUGCAAAGUAUUUGCUUUGUGCCUCUUGUGGCUAGUGUCCAGCUCGUUCGCUGUGGGGGCGUAACCAAGCUGUCCGGCUUCCUGCCGUAUUGCCGCGCUGAAAAAUGGCUGACUUGUGCUCAUCGCCAUGGACACGCUGGGGAGGGUGGAGCCUGCUGGGCUACCAGCCGGAACAGCAUAGGCUGUGGAGAGUGAUGAAUGAGCCAGGGUGAGUGGAAACAAAAGAAAAAGGGAAAACGAGAGACUGUAAAGAGUCCCGGCUAGAAAAUGCAGAAUGGAGAACUAAAGAAAGGAAGUGAGAGAUUUUAGACUUUAAAGUCAACAUGAAAUCAAAACUGGUCCUUUUUAUUUCCAUAAUAGAUGUUCCUAAUUUUAUUGAGUUUAAUUUAUCAGUGCAUGUUAUUGAAAAGGAAAAAUAAAACAUUUGUCUUUGUAAUCCUUUAUUUUUUUAGCCCCUUCUCUCCAAUCAUGUAGUUUCAUUCUUGUAAAGUAUGUAACAUCUGUUUUAUUUUAUUUUUUGUUUUUUAUUUUUUACAAUCCGAUACCUGAUUAAGUAACAAUUUCAUUACAAAAUCAAGUUCAAAUUUCAUUUUCCAAUCAAUUCCUGAUGAAUAUCUGUGCAGCUUUCUCUUGUUCUACAAAAGCUGAAAUCGAGCUGUUUUGGAUGAAUGUGUGUUAUGUAUGCUGUACAACACAGUGCUUCACUGUCUGCAAAUAGACAGCCUCAACGUAACGUAAGACACAUAUAGAACCAUCACAGAUAUAAUAUACUGUAAGAUGUACUUUAAGGGUAUUGUUUGUAAUGUGAAUGUGUCCUCCUUCUGUCAUGUCUCUCUUCUGUUAUUUUAAAUUCUGUUUGCACAUGUUCACCAAAACCCAACUGAACCGAAAGCACUGGCCUGGCACCAUUAAGAUGAUCUUCAUCUCCUGCAGGGGUUUCCUCCUCUUCCCCUUUUCGAGACUUGAUGGAAUGGGCAGGGACUGGGAGGGUGAAUGGAAAUAAUUUGAGUCUAAUUUUAUCACUCUUUGCCUGGAGUGUCGACACUUUCUAGAGUGUUGUGUGCGCUUGGCAGUGGAUCAGCUGAUAUGCUUUACCGUGCCAGCUGAAGUGUCGUGUAUAUUUGUACACCGGCACGUCUCAGACUUCACAAGCGCAAACAAAAAGCAAGUUUGAAACAAGCAAAAGCUACGCCUGACACUGCCUGUAGGAACAAGGCUGUUUUUUUCUUCUGUGCUUCAAAAUACACUCAUGUUAAAGCAAUGGAGUAUUACUUCUGGCAACUGAGAAUAAAAGAGAGAGAGAGUCAGAAGGUUCAAAAGAGGUGAACUGUUGAUAUUACUAGCAUGGCAUGGAUUCUAGCUCGCACUGUUUUGUAGAUACCGAAAGAAAGAAAGCCCCCCACCCACGCCGCCAAAGCUGUAUAGUUAACACUCGUUUCUUGUGAUGAGUAUGUCAGAGUUUGAAACUGUAACUUUCAGAGAACUAUUGUACUGAAAUGCACUCAAUAAAGACCUUGGAAGAACUGAAA
Molecule: messenger RNA, 8030 nt
Organism: Myxocyprinus asiaticus (Chinese sucker)
Lineage: Eukaryota; Metazoa; Chordata; Actinopteri; Cypriniformes; Catostomidae
Product: ephrin type-B receptor 1-B-like
Exons: 16
Coding region: 147-3173 (1008 amino acids)
Biological process (GO): cell surface receptor protein tyrosine kinase signaling pathway; protein phosphorylation; axon guidance
Cellular component (GO): neuron projection; plasma membrane
Molecular function (GO): protein binding; ATP binding; transmembrane-ephrin receptor activity
Source: RefSeq, a predicted model, not a curated record